AUGGAAGAAAAGCCCUGCUCUUCAAGUGCUGCAACAGCGGACGGGUGAGAAACUGCACUUUAUUUUGUUUACAUUUAUACUAAUUUUAUGAAGUAGUUUGUCUUUGUUUUUCUUAGUAUUCACUCCACAUGGACUAUUCAUGCAGUAAGUGAAGUAAAAAAUAUUUAUUUUGGUUGUCCUGUCUGAACCAUAGCUCUGUCGACGUGAUGGCGGAGGCAAAGAAGUUGAUUGGCGCUGGGAACAGGCAUCUGGUGAUGGGUGAUGUAGUUUCUGCAGUCAACGUGUUCCAGGAGGCUUGUGGCAUGUUGUGAGUACUGAGACCCAAUGGCUAGGAUUAACUGUGGAUUUGAAGUGUUAUGAGGCUCAUUGGCUUGAUUGUGGAUUUGAUGUUGGCGUGGAAUUCUCUUGACCCGACCUCACUGCCUGACGACUCAUCCUAAGUGUAAUUCUGCUACUCUAUCAAUUGCUACAUAUAUUCAGUAUGAAUCUGCCAUCCUAGAAGUUUGUAUGUCAAAAUGAGGGGUGUUGCACAAAACAAAUUCAGCAAUGAUUGGAUCGUCUAACUAGAGUAUCAAAGUUGAUCACCUCAUGUAGGCUGGCUCUGGCCAAACCAUCUGUUGGUAUUCUAAAAGUUGUUGGAGAGGGAGGCAAAUCCAGACUCAUGGUGGAGCUGUUAGUAGGUGUGGUGUUUGGCUUGCGCGAUGUGACUGGGUAGCCAAUGAGCUGACCUCAGCCAGUACACGCCAUAUUCACCUCUUCUCCCUCAGGGCUGAGCGGUAUGGGGACACUGCAGAUGAGUGUGGAGAGGCCUUCUUCCUGUGUGGGAAGUCUCUGCUGGAGCUUGCCAGGUAAGUGGAAGUAUGCUACUGCAUGUGCCUCUUCGACACGUGCUGUACCUGUGUUCAGUUUGUAGUUUAACAGCACCAUGCUCUGAGUUAUGGAUAUUCAAAUUAAAUGGCUGCUUGUGGUGUUGCAGGAUGGAGAACACUGUCUUGGGUGAUGCUCUGGAGGGAGUCCCUGAGGAGUCAUCUGAAGAGGGAGAGAAGCAGGAGAACUCAAAGUUUGAGAGCGCUGACAACUUGGAUGGUAAGCAGUAGUUGACCUCAACCUGACCAACAUUUGGUUAAUGGCUGCUUGUUACAGUUCUCUGGUACAAUUGACUUGUAUGGUGCAAAACUCGCGUUUAAAUUUUUUAGAAUUGCAUUAUUGGUAGGUUAAGUGUCAUUAUGAUGUAAAAUUAUAGGCCCCCUGUCACUGGGCAAGGUGGUGCCCUCUAAUGGCACUGACUCUUAUAUCUGAGAGGGAACGGGCCACAUUCAUCCCAGUCAGCUCUGUGCAGUGAGGUGGGAGGCUGGUUCACGCUCUGGGCACAGAUGGAGAUGUCUUUUUACAUCCACUCAUUAAUGGCAUAUUAGAGGAACAAUGUAACAAGGUUUCAUGUAUCUGGUCCAGAGAAAACGAGGGACGAGCUUCGAAUGCAGGUAUAUGAGGCAAUGGCAGAGAAGGAAACCACUAAUGGGAAAGAUGGCAAAACUGAGCCAAAGGAGGAAGGGAAGAAGGAAGAGGGGAAGAUGGAAACAACGGCAAAGGAGGAGGGCGCUGCCAAGUCUCCUGUCAAGAACGGGCAUGAGCAUUUGGAACCUCCUGUGACUGGGGUGGAGAAGACACCUGAAGGGAACGCAGAAGGUGGGAAGGAGAAUGAUGUGAAGACUUCUGAAGAGCAGAAUGGAAACGGCGAAGAGGCUGAGGAAAAGAUGGAGGGUGAAGGUAGACUUGGUGUAGGACACUGUUUGGGUGCACCAUGUGGAUUGGGACAAAGGGAUGUUGCACAAAUGAUGUUUAAUUUGCAGUAGGGCUGUAAAUGGAUUGUAAAUGAACUCCUCUCUUACAAAUUGAAGUUUUACACUGCACUGUUGAACUACCGCUGUCACAUUACUACUAAGGACAAGCUUUUCCUAAAUCUCUGGUUAUGUACAGUUUGUCUGGUUUUCCUGACGUGUAGGACUGCUGUAGCUUAGGCUUACUGUUCUCUUUGCCUCUACCCUUAGAUGACGAUGAUGAUGAUGAUGAAGGGGAAGGCACUGCUGAAGACAAGGUAAGAUAUCCCUUUGUCACGAUUCACUACAUUACCUAAACUCUGGACACCUGCUCGUCAAACAUCUCAUUCAAAUCAUGGGUGUUUUAAUAUGAAGUGGGCCCCCUAAUUUGCUGCUAUAACAGCCUCUACUCUUCUGGGAAGGCUUUCCACUAGCUGUUGGAACAUUGCUGCGUGGACUGGCUUCCAUUCAGCCACAAGCAUUAGUGAGGCGAUUAGGCCUGGCUUGCAGUCGCCGUUCCAAUUAAUCCCAAAGGUGUUCAAUGUGGUUGAGGUCAGGGCUCUGUGCAGGCCAGUCAGGUUCUUGCACACUGUCUUUGACACAUUUCUGUAUGGACCUCUUUGUGCGCAGGGGCUUUGUCAUGCUGAAACAGGAAAGCGUCUUCCCCCAAACUGUUGCCACAAAGUUGGAAGAACAGAAUAUUCUAGAAUGUCAGUGUAUGCUGUAGCGUAAAGAUUUCCCUUCACUGGAACUAAGGGGCCUAGCUCAAACCAUGAAAAACAGCCCCAGACUAUUAUUCCUCCUCCACCAAACUUUAGUUGGCACUAUGCAUUCAGGCAGGUAGUGUUCUCCUAGCAUCAGCCAAACCCAGAUGUGUCUGACUGCCAGAUGGUGACGUGUGAUUCAUCACUCCAGAGAACACGUUUCCACUGCUCCAUCCAAUGGCGACAAGCUUUACACCACUCCAUCCAACGCUUGGCAUUGCGCAUGGUGAUCUUAGGCUUGUGUGCAGCUGCUCGGCCAUGGAAACCCAUUUCAUGAAGCUCCCGACGAACAGUUGUGCAGUUUGGAACUCUGUGAGCGUUGCAACCGAGGACAGAUUAUGUCUACUCUUCAGCACUUGGCGGUCCAUUCUGAGUUUGUGGCCUACCACUUAGCAGCUGAGCCUUUCUUGCUCCUAGACAUGUCCUCUUAACAGCACUUACAGUUGACUGGGGCAGCUCUAGCAGGGCAUACAUUUGACAAACUGACUUGUUGGAAGGGUGGCAUCCUGUGGCUGAAAUGGCCGAAUCCACUAAUUUGAAGGAGUGUCCACAUACUUGUGUUUCUCAAACUUCUAACCUGACUCUUCCAUCUCUUGUAGGAGAGCGACGAGGAAGUGGGUAACCUGCAGCUGGCCUGGGAGAUGCUGGAGGUUGCCAAGGUCAUCUAUAAAAGGUCAACUCUACCUCCUAGUGCUCCCUGUAGAAGGCUACCAUCACACACUUCCUGGCGUAUAUGAUUUCAAUGGACUAACUUUCACCUGCUUCCCCUUCUCUCCUCAUCCAAACAGGAAGGAGAAUGAGGCGGACCAGUUGAUGGCAGCACAGGCCUAUCUGAAGCUGGGAGAAGUUGGUGCUGAAUCUGGUAUGAUUAUGUGCUGGUCCUUGCAAUGGAAUUUUUUUUUGCUCAAUUUAAAAUAUUUUGCUACAGCAUGCCCUACUAAACACAACCAUGUAGUUAUGUUAACUUCAUACUCCAUCCCAUUUCAGAUCAGCUUGCCCUUCCCUCAACCUGUGUUUCCUGACCCUGGUCCCAGAGUACCCCCAACAGUACACAUUUUUGUUGUAGCCCUGGACAAACUCCUCGUUGAGGGCUUGGUGAUUAGUUGAAUCAGGUGUGCUUGUCCAGGGUUACAAUAAAAAUAUGUACUGUUGGGGUUACUGGAGGAGCAGUGUUGGGGAAACCCUGCUUUACCUCAGGUCUUAAACCCUUGCACCACACUACAGAUGUGUUUAUAGUUGUGGUCACGUCAUACUCAGCUUGGCUCUGCCUCUCCCAGGUAACUACCCUGCAGCGGUGGAGGACUUCCAGGACUGCCUGUCCCUGCAGCUGAAGCACCUGCCCCCCCACAGCCGCCUGCUGGCUGAGACUCACUACCAGCUGGGAAUGACUUACUGCUAUACAGGCCAGUACAGCCAGGCCAUCCAGCACUACAGCAGCUCUGUCAAGGUCAUUGAGGGCCGCCUGGGUAAGCUGGAUAAAUAUAAUGAAAUGUGCCUUAUAGCAGACUUACCUAUGCAUUUUAGUGUUUGAACCCACAACCUAGGUGUUGCUAGUGCAAUGUUACCAAUUUGGGGGGGGGGGGGGGGGGGCUCUGUUCUUAGAAACUGAUUGGCCCUUAUCGAAGCCCAUUCGGCCUAGCCCAGCUGAGUCGGUUAAAGGAGCCAAAAGCAUAUUUUACUGAUGGUUGCUGUUUGGAUUUCUUGUAGCUUAUCAGCAACAAUUUGGGCGAGAACAUUAACUUUUUGCACUUGAUUCAACGCUAUCUGCGCAGUCAUGCUACAGCACUAGCUAUGACCUGUCAACCUCUGACCUGUCACUUGCAAACCUUGUUUCUGUGUCUAGCCAUGCUCCAGGAGGUGAUCGACAAGGGUGAGGAUGGAGCUAAGGAGGAGAAGACUGAGCUGGAGGAGCUGAAGCUGCUGCUGCCUGACAUCGCUGAGAAGGUGGAGGACGCCAAGGAGAGUCAGAGGACUGCAGGAUCAGCUUCCGUGGCCAUACAACAUACCCUGGUGAGACUGCCUGUGGGAUACUGGCUAGGAUUGUGUUAGUCACCAAACAGGGAGGAAAUUGUCCAAUAAAUGCUCCUUUUAAUCUAAAAUGUUUUGAUACAAUGUGUCUUAAUGAAUAUUACUUGGUAUAGCAGCUCUAGUAAAUGUUUCAGACCACUGAACCGUCCAAGGUACAAGUCCAGUCCACUUUUCAACUGCUAAUUAGAAAGUUGAGCGUAUCCAGCUAGUUUCUGCAAUUGAUCUGUGGGUUUAUGCUCUUAAAUCUUCUGAUCUCUUCCAGUCCGGGGCCUCUACUUCGUCAGCAUUCCCAGCUUCCUCAUCGGCUUUAGCAGAAAACAGUGGACCAUCUUCGUCAGCAUUCGAAGCCAGUCAGGUCAUUUUGUCUCUUUGUGAAGUCCAUCUUAAAUGUUUCUUGCGCCUGGAAUGAAACCUUGUGCUAACUCAAACAAAUGACCCUAGAUGUCAGUAACUUUAGAAAGCAGGCUGAUGUUCAUGACCAAUUCCCUUAUCCUGUUUCAGAUCCCUGUCAGGUCAGCGGCUGACUGUGCAUCCUCCAAAUCUGCAUCAGACAUUUCCCACCUGGUCAGGAAAAAGGUGAGGCGCUCUUGCCUGACCUCUACCUCUGCUGCUUACUACUUAUCCCAGCCUGGCGUGGCAGGGAUGCUCAUGUUGCUCAUAUCCUGGUGUAUAGAUUAUGCUCUGCAGAUUACUGUGCUCUGGCAGCUUGUAGUAGACCGCUCCCAUGUCCAAUCAAUCCAUGCCCCCUUUCCUAGUAUGUUGCAUGAAUUUCUUGCUUGCUUAGUUCCGAGGGUGACCCCCCCCCCCCAAAUGGUUGAUUGCUUUGCUUUCAUUCCGAUCUCCUUUUUGAUUGAGCGUUAUGCCUGUGUAGGUUUUUUGAGUUGUGGUGCGGUGGCUUUGUUAUUGUGUGGCAACGUUAGUGCGGAUUACAGUAGAGGUGAGGUGAUGUUGAGAAGCUGACUUUGGUUUGUAUUCCUGAACAGAGGAAAAUGGAGGAGAGCCCCGUAAAGGACACUGAUGCUAAAAAGACCAAGCAGGAAACUACAGUUAAUGGCAGCGGCGACUCCGGCUCUGCCAGCAACGGCAAUGAAGUCCAGGAUAAAGGGGCACAGGAGGCGAGUUGAUAGGUUUAUAACUCAUUCUCAGUAGGGUUGGGUGCAGCAGAGGAAGUUGGUAUUGGUGGAAUCUUGUGGAAGGGGACCCCAACCUAGGCAGUGUCCUGUUUUCAUGUGAACAGACCAGCGUGCUAUGACGUGUUUGACCAAGACUCGUACGGGUUUCAUAAGUCCUCCAACUGCUUAAUCUCUACAGUAUUAAUGGACCCCUGACAGGGAUGGUAGGUUUAUCUGGAUUAAAGCGGCGUCCAGGCGUUUUACUUUCUGAUCUACUUCUGAUGUUCGCUUAUUAAAUGUAGUUUGUUUUUUCCUUUCCUAUAGCCUGCCAAGCCGUCCUCUGCGGAGUCUUCUGCGUGAUGUCAAUUCCUCGUGACUUCCUGAUCGUCCAGCCUAUCCCCCUAACACUUGUUUCUGUAAAUAUGACAAUUUUCUCACUUGCCCAAGUUUUGUAUACUUGUAGUAAUAAAAGUUAAAAUGUGCAUAUCUGAAUUGCUUGUCUUCAGAGUUAAUACUGCUUUAUUUUGGUUACAGUAU
Molecule: messenger RNA, 6258 nt
Organism: Coregonus sp. 'balchen'
Lineage: Eukaryota; Metazoa; Chordata; Actinopteri; Salmoniformes; Salmonidae
Source: the annotation of a GenBank genome assembly